GUCUCUCGCCUCCUGCGGCUCACUAGUCGGCGCUUGCGCUGGGGAUUCAGCCCUGAGGUGGGCGAGCGGUCGGGAGGGGCUCCCGUGGGCGCAUGAAGGACACAAGGUUGAGGGCCUCCCCACCCGCCCUCGAGCGAGAAACAGAAGCCCCCACGAGAGGGCAGGGCCGCGGCCCCGGCCUGGAUUGUCUAAAGCCACAGGGAAAAUGGUGGAAAAUUCACCGUCGCCAUUGCCAGAAAGAGCGAUUUAUGGCUUUGUUCUUUUCCUAAGCUCCCAGUUUGGCUUCAUACUGUACCUCGUGUGGGCUUUUGUGCCUGAAUCUUGGCUAAACUCCUUAGGCUUAACCUAUUGGCCUCAAAAAUACUGGGCGGUUGCGUUGCCUGUCUACCUCCUCAUUACUAUAGUCAUCGGUUAUGUACUCUUAUUCGGAAUAAACAUGAUGAAUACCUCUCCACUCAACUCCAUUCACACAAUCACAGAUAACUAUGCUAAAAAUCAACAGCAGAAGAAAUACCAAGAAGAGGCCAUCCCAGCGUUAAGAGAUAUUCCUAUUAGUGAAGUAAACCAAAUGUUCUUUCUUGCAGGCAAAGAACUUUACACCAAAAACUGAAUUGUGUGUGGACUAACACCAAACAUUUAUUAUAAGUUUUUGACCAUAAUUUUGACCAUAAUUAUUUUGACUACCUCUCUUAUUAAUACCUGUUAUUGAAAUGUAAAAAGAUGUACAUUGAAAUUCUCUUAUUGUUUCAUUAAUACUGUAAAUGUUCUCAAAUAUUAAUUAUUAAGGGACAGAAUAAAUGAAAUAUUGCAUUACCAUA
This is a messenger RNA of Diceros bicornis minor, 818 nucleotides long. It is a transcript of the gene PIGP, whose product is annotated as phosphatidylinositol glycan anchor biosynthesis class P. The record is from RefSeq and is a predicted model, not a curated record. Gene Ontology annotation, biological process: GPI anchor biosynthetic process. The transcript has 5 exons. Gene Ontology annotation, molecular function: phosphatidylinositol N-acetylglucosaminyltransferase activity. Lineage: Eukaryota; Metazoa; Chordata; Mammalia; Perissodactyla; Rhinocerotidae. Bases 206 to 610 code for a protein of 134 amino acids.